AUGCGAAUUCUUAUUGGAAAAGUACUGCAGAGAAUUUCAUACAAGCAGACUAUUGGACGCCGUGCAUUUUGUACUAAGAAGAUUGUUGAUAUUGGGCAGCCAACUCCUUCAUCUCAUCCAGAGUUGAUGAAAGAAGGGGAGCUUACGCCUGGCAUAACUUUGGAGGAGUACAUACUGAGAAGGAAAAGGUUACUCGAGGUGCUCCCAGAGAAUGGCUUGGCCAUCAUUGCAGCUGCGCCGGUGAAGAUGAUGAAUGAUGUUGUGCCUUAUACGUAUCGGCAAGAUGCUGAUUACUCAUACAUUACUGGCUGCCAGCAACCUGGCGGCGUGGCAGUCUUGGGUCAUGAAUGCGGUUUUUGCAUGUUUAUGCCAGAACAAACACCUCAAGAUGUGACUUGGCAAGGACAAAAUGCAGGAGUCAAUGCAGCAUCAGAAGUAUUUAAGGCUGAUAAAGCUUAUCCAAUGAGCAAAUUACGGGAGAUCCUCCCAGAUAUUAUGAGGAGAUCGUCCAAGCUGUUCCACAAUGUGCAGACUGCUCUACCAACAUAUAUGGAAAUGGAUGCCUUUCAGAAAGCAGCUACAUCUGGAGAAGUUAAAGACGUUUCAAUUCUCACACAUGAGUUACGGUUGAAAAAGUCAUCGGCAGAGCUCAAGUUAAUGAGAGAGUCUGCAUCAAUUGCUUGCCAGGCUCUGUUGCAGACAAUGUUACAUUCAAGGACACAUCCCUAUGAGGUUAUGCUCUCAGCUAAGAUGGAAUAUGAAUGCAAAAUGAGGGGUGCUCAGAGAAUGGCGUUCAACCCUGUGGUUGGUGGAGGGCCUAAUGCUAGCGUAAUACAUUAUUCUCGAAAUGAUCAGAAAAUAAAAGAAGGAGAUCUUGUCUUGAUGGAUGUUGGUUGUGAGUUUCAUGGUUAUGUCAGUGAUCUUACUCGCACCUGGCCACCCUGUGGCAGCUUUUCUUCAGCUCAAGAAGAGCUUUAUGAUCUUAUUCUUCAAACGAACAAGGAAUGCGUGAAGCUUUGCAAACCUGGUGCUACUAUUAGGCAAAUACACAACUUUUCUGUCAACAUGCUCCAAAAAGGACUCAAGGAGAUUGGGAUUCUGAAGGAGGACUCCAGACGUAGUUCGCACCAUCAGUUGAGCCGUUCCUAUUAUCAGCUGAACCCUACUUCCAUAGGUCACUAUCUAGGAAUGGACGUCCAUGAUUGUUCUAAGGUCAGCUAUGACCAUCCUUUGACGUCCGGUAUUGUGAUAACAAUUGAACCAGGAAUCUACAUCCCCUUGUUCUCUAAUAUUCCUGAGAGAUAUCAAGGCAUCGGAAUAAGGAUCGAGGAUGAGGUCCUUAUUACAGACACGGGUUGUGAGGUCUUAACUGGUUCAAUUCCGAAAGAAGUUAAACACAUUGAAUCCUUGCUAAACAACUUUCACCAUGGAAAUGUAAUGAAGAGCCACAGUAGUUGAGAAGUUUCAUCCAGUUGAUGAUUCCCUGUACAUUCGCGACAGAUAGGAAUAUGCUUGCAGUCGAAAUCCAUACCAUAUCGCACUUGUUGAGGAGCCAUUUGGAGGCAUUUUUCCGCAGGUUUUGGAUGUGAGCCCGGCUGAGUCUGUGUAUCGAAAUUUGAACCUUCAUUAAUUAGAAUCAUUGCCAAAAAUUCUGGCUAUAUAAAUGCACUGCUAUUGUUA
Fragaria vesca subsp. vesca is the source of this 1680-nucleotide messenger RNA. Its product is annotated as probable Xaa-Pro aminopeptidase 3-like. The transcript has 14 exons. Gene Ontology annotation, cellular component: mitochondrion. NCBI's taxonomy places the organism in Eukaryota, Viridiplantae, Streptophyta, Magnoliopsida, Rosales, Rosaceae. The record is from RefSeq and is a predicted model, not a curated record. Gene Ontology annotation, molecular function: metalloaminopeptidase activity; manganese ion binding. The coding region runs from base 1 to 1458 and encodes 485 amino acids.